Messenger RNA from Prinia subflava (tawny-flanked prinia), 952 nucleotides. Its product is annotated as interleukin-12 subunit beta-like. Bases 1 to 873 code for a protein of 290 amino acids. Gene Ontology annotation, cellular component: membrane. Lineage: Eukaryota; Metazoa; Chordata; Aves; Passeriformes; Cisticolidae. Gene Ontology annotation, molecular function: cytokine receptor activity; protein binding. The record is from RefSeq and is a predicted model, not a curated record. The transcript has 6 exons.
AUGCUGGUGCUGGUGGCUCUGGUGCUGCUCCUUGUGCCUGCAGAACCCCUGACUGCCUUCCCCCCGAAGUUCCAGGUGGGGAAGCUCAACCAGGACGUGGUGGUGCGAUGUGACACCUCAGAGCAGCACAUCUACUGGACACUGAACGGGGAGGAGGAGCCCAUGGCCGAACUGGUGCCCGAGGGCCAGAACCUCACCAUCCUCGGCUUGGACCUGCCGGCCACUGGCAACUACAGCUGCUGGGCCGGCCCUGUCCUGCUGGACACCACCUACGUGGUGGUCAGCGGCACCCGUGAGGAGGAGAUCAACGUGUCCUGCUGGGCUGAGUCCUACAACGGCUCCUUCCACUGCUCCUGGCCUGGGCCCCCCUCUGCCAUCUUCCACGCCCGCCUCACACGCAGCGAUGGCUCCGUGGGGCCCUGGGUACCGGUGACCAGUGAACACGGCCAGUUCAACACCAGUCUGGCAGACCCCUUGUUCUGCCCCUUCGGAGAGGAGCUGCACCCGCUCCAGCUGCACCUGGAGGGGCUCUCGGACACCUCCUACCUGAACCUCUCCAGGCACUUCUUCCUCCGUGACAUUGUGCGUCCUGAUCCGCCCCAGGAGCUGAUCCUGCAGCAGCGGGGGGAGCAGCUCCACCUGGCCUGGGCCCCCCCGGCCUCCUGGCCGCUCCCCAGGUCCUACUUUGUACUGCUCUACCAUCUGCAGUAUGAGCUGCACAACGGCACCCAGGUGGAGCAGUUCGUGGAGGGUGUGGAGGAGGCGCCGGUGCAGGCGGGCGCGCGGCGGGUGCGCAUCAGCUGCCGGGACCCCUACACGCCCCCGGCCUGGAGCCCCUGGAGCGCCUGGAAGGGCCUCGGUGCACCCCAGUAACCGUGGCUCUGAGGGGGCUGACCCCUCAAACGGGCACCUCCUUUUCCCAGAACCCCCAUCCCUUUACAGCUCGCAAAAG